Molecule: messenger RNA, 660 nt
Organism: Babesia microti strain RI
Lineage: Eukaryota; Apicomplexa; Aconoidasida; Piroplasmida; Babesiidae
Product: large subunit ribosomal protein L10Ae
Exons: 2
Coding region: 1-660 (219 amino acids)
Biological process (GO): translation
Cellular component (GO): large ribosomal subunit
Molecular function (GO): structural constituent of ribosome; RNA binding
Source: RefSeq, a predicted model, not a curated record
AUGAGUCGUAGUAAACUGAGUUCGGAGCAAUUGAAGGAGGCAGUAGCCGCAGUACUCCAUGGGGCAAAGGAAAAGAAGAGAGGUUUUUUAGAGACGGUGGAGCUCCAAAUUGGGUUGAAGGAUUAUGAUACUCAAAGAGAUAAGCGUUUUUCUGGCACCGUUAUUUUACCAAAUAUUCCCAAACAAUCCAGUAGAAUCUGUAUUUUUGGCGAUGAGAUUCACUGCGAUGAGGCAAAAGCUUUGGGCAUUGACUGUAUUGAUUUGGAGGGCAUGAAGAAGUUUAAUCGUAACAAUGCGUUGGUCAAAAAAUUGGCCAAGAAGUACGAUGCCUUUUUGGCCUCUCAAUCUAGAAUCCCUCAAAUUCCAAGAUUACUCGGUCCUGGACUCAAUAAGUCUGGUAAAUUUCCAUCACUAAUUACUCACAAUGAUAAAAUGGAGGAUAAGAUUAGGGAAGUCAAGGCUAGUAUCAAAUUUCAACUUAAGAAAGUUCUAUGUUUGGGAGUGGCCGUGGGAAACGUUGAUAUGACUCCGGAGCAAUUAAUUGCCAACAUCACCUUAUCUAUCAACUUCCUUGUGAGUUUACUGAAAAAGCAUUGGAACAAUGUAAAAUCGCUGACUAUUAAAAGUACCAUGGGUAAACCUCAAAGGAUUUACGGCUGA